Molecule: messenger RNA, 621 nt
Organism: Lathyrus oleraceus (garden pea)
Lineage: Eukaryota; Viridiplantae; Streptophyta; Magnoliopsida; Fabales; Fabaceae
Product: secreted RxLR effector protein 161-like
Exons: 1
Coding region: 1-621 (206 amino acids)
Source: RefSeq, a predicted model, not a curated record
AUGAAUGAAGGUUGGGUUCAAUUUGGGUAUACCAGGAAGUUAAAAGAUGUCUCAUUCAUAAAAUCUCAGGGGCACACACCUUUUGACCUGAUUUUUGACACAUGUUUCCUUGGAGCCAAACCUGUCAAGACACAUCUAGAUCUCUCAACAAAGUUACAUCAUGAUUCUUCAAAUAUGUUUGAAGAUAUUUCUAUCUAUAGAAGACUUGUGGGCAAACUUCUAUACUUAACCACUACACGAACCGACAUUGCCUUUGUAACACAACAUCUAAGCCAAUUCUUCCAUGCACCUACUAAGAUCCAUUAUGAAACUACUUGUAGAGUGGUCAAAUAUAUGAAGGGAUCACCAUGUCGUGGUCUAUUAUUCAGAAGAGAUGCUCAACUUCAGCUACUUGGUUUCAGUGAUGCAGACUGGGCUGACUGCAUUGACACUCGCAGAUCUACUAGUGGUUAUUAUUUUUUUCUCGAUUCUUCAUUGAUUUUAUGGAGAGUUACGAAGCAACACACAGUUUUAAGGAGUUCAUUUGAGGCAAAAUAUAGGGUUUUGUCUUUUGCAUCAUGUGAACUACAAUGGUUGAUUAGUUUACUUGAAGAAUUAGAGGUCAAAGCCACAAAACUUUAA